GUAUUCGUCUCUCCUCGUGUUUCCUAGGUCACCCUGUUUUGCUGCGUUGCGACCUCCCUCCCACGUUGUCGCCCGUUCGUCGCCGCCGCCGCCGCCGCCGCCGCUAAUAUCGACAUCGCCGGCGUUCCCAGCGGUAUCAUGUCAGGCAAUCGAGGGUACGCGGCAGCCCCGAAGCGGCAGCGGAGGCGGCGCCCGAGGGACGCGGAGGACGGCUCCGCGUUCCCCAGGGCUGUCGCGAGCCGGCCAAGAGGUGCCGACCAGGUCCGCGAGGUUGCCGUAGUGCCAGCGGAGGCCAUGGAUAUCGAUGCGGGGACAAGUACCAAUGCUGCCACAGGAGGCGUGGAUGGAUCGUACCUCAGCGACACACGGUUUGAUCAAUGCGCUGUUUCUCCAUUGUCACUGCAAGGAAUCAAAGAUGCUGGGUAUGAAAGGCUGACCCGCGUCCAGGAGGCUACUCUGCCGGUAAUUCUUCAAGGCAAAGAUGUUCUUGCAAAAGCAAAGACUGGAACAGGAAAAACCGUUGCAUUUUUGCUUCCAGCCAUUGAACUUCUGUCUACAUUACCCCAUUCUACAUCGAUAAAUUUGCUGGUGAUGCUCCCUACUAGGGAGCUUGCAAACCAAGUGGCCGUUGAAGCUAGGAAGCUUCUUAAGUAUCACAACUCACUGGACGUGCAAGUUGUAAUUGGUGGCACACGAUUGCCUCAAGAGCAAAGAAGCAUGCGAUCCAAGCCAUGUCAGAUUCUUGUUGCUACACCUGGAAGGCUCAUUGAUCAUCUUGAAAACACACCUGGUUUUUCUACCCGGAUUAAAGGUGUGAAGGUCCUUGUUCUUGAUGAAGCUGACCGCCUAUUGGAUAUGGGAUUCAGAAGAGAUAUUGAGAAAAUAAUUGCUUUCAUUCCUAAAGAACGGCAAACACUGUUAUUUUCUGCUACUGUUCCAGCAGAGGUCCGUGAGAUAUCCCAUUUAGCAAUGCAGAAGGAUUACAAGUUCAUCAAUACUGUUCAAGAGGGUGAUGAGGAGACACAUGCACAGGUAAAUCAGAUGUACAUGGUUGCACCAUUAGACCUCCACUUCUCUAUAUUAUAUGGUGUCUUGAAGAAGCAUGUUGCGGAAGAUGUAGAAUACAAAGUUAUUAUAUUCUGCACUACAGCAAUGGUCACCAAGCUUGUUGCUGAAAUUCUCUCCCAGCUGAAACUGAAUAUAAGAGAGAUUCAUUCCAGGAAGUCACAAUCUGCUAGAACGAAGGUGUCAGAUGAAUUUAGGAAGUCAAAGAGCUUGAUAUUAGUCAGUUCUGAUGUUUCUGCCCGUGGUGUUGAUUAUCCUGAUGUCUCGCUUGUCAUACAGGUUGGGUUGCCUUCUGAUAGACAGCAGUAUAUACAUAGACUUGGUCGUACCGGAAGGAAAGGCAAGGAAGGGCAAGGCAUUUUACUGUUGGCUCCCUGGGAAAAACAUUUCCUUAGCAGCGUUAAUGAUCUGUCAAUAACAGAGACGGUGGCACCUCCAGUGAACCCAAGCAUUCACGCAGAAGUGAAAGGUGCCAUCAAGAGAGUAGAGAUGAAGACGAAAGAAUCGGCCUAUCAAGCAUGGUUAGGGUACUACAACUCAAACAAGACCAUCAGCAGAGACAAGUCAAGACUUGUCAAGCUUGCAGAGGAGUUCAGUCAGAGCAUGGGGCUUGAAAUUGUGCCAGCCAUACCCAAACUCAUUCUUCGGAAGAUGGGCCUUAUAAAUGUUCCUGGGCUGAGGUCCUCGUGAAUCUGAUGUUUGAAGGUGAAGCAGGAUUUGUUUGCUAGAGAAGGCACUAUGUGCAUUUGUGCAACCGUACUGCUCUCAGCCUCGUAAACAGCAAGUAAUUUGCCUGUGCUGUACGCCACCGAGCUUUUGAUUGACAAUAGGCAGGUUCCUGAUAUAACAUGUUCUCAGGUGUGUUAUUUCUGAACAUUAUCCAGUGCUGGUCCUGAGCUACUUUUAAGAAGGAAAGAGAAAGGUGUGUACUUGGCUAUUUAGUGGAUGGAUGGCAAUAUAUCAUACUCACCUUGCUACAUUAUUCAUCAACUUGUAUCAUUUAUGCUACUACUAUUCUUAUGGAAUCGGAAUUCUGAA
Messenger RNA from Hordeum vulgare subsp. vulgare (domesticated barley), 2103 nucleotides. RefSeq names its product DEAD-box ATP-dependent RNA helicase 26-like. The record is from RefSeq and is a predicted model, not a curated record. Bases 139 to 1755 code for a protein of 538 amino acids. Gene Ontology annotation, molecular function: ATP binding; RNA helicase activity; nucleic acid binding. The transcript is spliced from 10 exons. Gene Ontology annotation, cellular component: chloroplast. Lineage: Eukaryota; Viridiplantae; Streptophyta; Magnoliopsida; Poales; Poaceae.